This is a messenger RNA of Tarenaya hassleriana, 1496 nucleotides long. RefSeq lists its product as uncharacterized. The coding region runs from base 125 to 1138 and encodes 337 amino acids. The record is from RefSeq and is a predicted model, not a curated record. Gene Ontology annotation, molecular function: ubiquitin-protein transferase activity. The transcript is spliced from 3 exons. Gene Ontology annotation, cellular component: CCR4-NOT complex. NCBI's taxonomy places the organism in Eukaryota, Viridiplantae, Streptophyta, Magnoliopsida, Brassicales, Cleomaceae. Gene Ontology annotation, biological process: protein ubiquitination.
GACAAAAAUCGCACGUCUCUCUAGUCUCUACAUCUCUCUAGAAAUCUCUAUUAGGGCUUUUCAGGAUCUCCAAUCUCGCGAUCGAUUCUUCUUUCUUUUUUAUUGUCAGAAUAAUCUCGAAGCCAUGAUUUCGGAAUCGAACAGCAACGCUUCUGCGUCUGCAGCGCCCUGCGCGAGGGAUAUCGGCAAGAAGAAGAGGCCCAACAGGUCCGCAAAAUUGAAGCAGUGCAAGCUUGAUGCUCGUCGUGAGCAAUGGCUUUCCCAAGUUGCUGCGAAGAAUAAGGGGUGUAAGGAGGAGAUGAACGUCAACCAAAGAACUGGGAGUGAGAAACCUGAGGAAAGGGAGAGAUUCAACAGCCCAGCGGAGAAUUUAGAUAGGGGGCGUAGGGAAGGGGAUAAUGACAGAGCAUUCCAUCACGAGAGUUUUAUGGAGUCACCUUCCAAUAGCUCCAGCAGUAGUAUCCUAUCUGGCAGAGAUUCAAGCCCGAAUUUCAGUGGCAGCAGUAGCAGUGGAAGCGGUGGCUUUUGCUCUGGUAAUAUAACCGAGGAGGAGGAGGAAGGCGAUGACUGUUUGGAUGACUGGGAGGCUUUUGCUGAUGCUUUAGCUGCCAAUGACAAGCAUGAGAAAGAAAAUCCUCGAGAGUUGUGCAAAGAGCAUGGGACUGUCAGGCAAUCGGCUUCUCCGGGGCGUUCAGUUAGUGGCUUUGUUCCACACAAUGGUUCAGAUGGGGGUGUGAUGAAUGGAAAGCAAGAUUUCCGGAGAGCUAUAUCGAGGAUGCAAAAGAGCAAUCGGGCAUGGCGUCCAGAUGAUGACUUUCGGCCUCAGACCCUGCCUAAUUUAUCAAAGCAGCAUAGUUUCCCAGUCAUGGACUGCCAUUUCAGUUCCAUGGCCACACCAUCGUCAUGUCCCAUCUGCUACGAGGAUUUGGACUUAACAGACUCAAACUUUUUGCCAUGUCCAUGUGGAUUCAGGCUCUGCCUUUUCUGCCACAAGACAAUAUGUGAUGGGGAUGGGCGUUGUCCUGGUUGCAGAAAACCAUAUGAUCAGAGUGCAAUCAAGGCUGAGACUAAUGUCCAAGGAGGAGGUGGUCUGUCAAUUCGGUUGGCUCGUUCAUCUAGCAUGUUUUGCAGGUCUUAGAGAGGAGAAAUGCUUUUUUGUGAACCGUCUGUCCAUCCCCAUCUUCUUUAUCGCAUGUGUUGCAUUCUCCAUUAGUCUUAGACUCUGUUUCUCUAGUUUAGAUGUGGGUAUAGGAUUGUAUUUUGACACCCGUGAACUUGAGCUUUGUUCAUUCAAUGUCAUUGACUCUUCGUCUAUCUAAGCAUGUGGUGAUGUAGAGUGGAGUGGUGUGUGAGUACAUAAGAUGGUACAGAAAUUCAAAUACAUAAAGUUCCAAUAAGUUAUCUAUUGUCAAUGUCUCCGUGGACCUUUGCUCUUCUCUGUACUUUAUAUUUACGAGGUUGCAUUUUGUCUAACCUUUUCCGCUCUCCCUGUUUAA